Molecule: messenger RNA, 3711 nt
Organism: Cyphellophora attinorum
Lineage: Eukaryota; Fungi; Ascomycota; Eurotiomycetes; Chaetothyriales; Cyphellophoraceae
Product: Calcium-transporting ATPase 2
Exons: 3
Coding region: 1-3711 (1236 amino acids)
Biological process (GO): calcium ion transmembrane transport; intracellular calcium ion homeostasis
Cellular component (GO): intracellular membrane-bounded organelle; membrane
Molecular function (GO): ATP hydrolysis activity; P-type calcium transporter activity; ATP binding
Source: RefSeq, a predicted model, not a curated record
AUGACAGACAAACAGGAAGCGAAUCAAACUUCUGGAUCCGCCAGCGCUUCUUCAAGCACGCUCGAGCGUGUGGACACUAUUGCGACACGUACCAGCAAAGACGAGGAGGCCGCAGGAUCAACGAGCGAAGCCUUCUCGUCCAAAUUCACCCUUUCUCCCGAUUUCUUGCAUAAACUCGUCUCAUCAAAAGAUGUCUCGAGACUAUGGCAUGUAGGCGGGCCAUCAGGGCUGGAGGUCGCCCUGCGGACGAACUUUACCCAUGGCCUCGACAACGAUGAAGAUGUCCUACAGCAGCUCGGAAAUGGACGACCAGAGCCUGUGAAGCGAAAACAGUCCAUCAUUCCUCUUCACCUUGAAGGCGAAGAUAGCAAGGGAUUCAGCGACCGCCGACAUGCGUACUCUGACAACAGACUGCCUCCAAGGAAAUCGCGGAGCUACCUCGGGCUCGUGUGGGAUGCCUUCAACGACAAAUUGAUGUUCCUGUUGACGUUCUCGGCCGUCAUCUCACUCUCGCUAGGCAUCUACCAGUCUGUUGACCCUUCCGAGCCCGGGUCUAACGUCGAGUGGGUCGAAGGCGUUACUAUCGUGAUUGCCAUCAUCAUAAUCUUGACAGCUACAGCGACAAAUGACUGGCAGAAGAACAGAAAGUUUGAGAAGCUCAACAAGCGCAAAGCAGAGCGCUACGUCAAAGUCGUCCGCUUGGGUAAACUUGUUCAGAUCUCCAUAGACGAUAUCCUCGUCGGCGACCUUGUGAAACUCGAAACUGGAGACAUCAUACCAGCAGAUGGCAUAUUGCUGGACGGCUUUGAUGUUGAAUGCGACGAAUCUUCGACGACUGGAGAGAGCGAUCUUAUCGAGAAAACACCUUUCAGAGAACGCCACGGACGCGAUCAGCACUCCGAACCCACUAAGGCAUCCGAGAAAAUCGACCCCUUCAUCCUCAGUGGCAGCAAGGUCGCGAAUGGCGUCGGAACCUUCGUGGUCACCGCAGUCGGCGUCAACUCAUCGUAUGGGCGUAUCUUGAUGUCCCUGCGUGACGUGCCGCAGGAGACACCUCUUCAGCAGAAGCUUGGAUCACUGUCCAAGUACAUCUUGCUCUUCGGCUCACUUUUUGGAGUCGUCUUCUUCUUCAUCCUUCUGAUUCGAUUUCUGGUCCGCCUCCCGUCGAUUGAAGGCGGUCCGCGCGCGAAGGGCGAGAGCUUCUUGGAGCUGUUCAUGUUGUCAGUAACGAUGGUUGUUAUUGGAGUUCCAGAAGGACUUGCACUUGCGGUCACGCUUGCGCUCGCCUUCGCCACGACGCGAAUGCUCAAGGACAACAAUCUGGUCCGUCUACUUCGGUCCUGCGAGAUCAUGGGCAAUGCCACUACCAUAUGCUCGGACAAAACAGGCACGCUCACUCAGAACAAGAUGACCGUGGUCAGUUGUCUUAUGGGUCUUGAUGACAAGUAUGAGGACACGCAGAUGCUUGAUGGCUCUGACACAACCGAUAACGCAACUCGAGAGAAGCGCGCUCAGACCAUGGCAUCGGUUCUCAAUAUGUCGGAUCAAGUCCGACAGCUUCUCAGAACAUCCAUAGUCAUGAACACAACCGCCACAGAACGAGAUGACGCAGGAAAAUGUGAUCUACAAGGGUCAAGCACCGAGGUCGCCCUGGUCCAGUUCGCGUACGACCACCUUGGACUUGACCAGCUGACCUCGGCACGUAACAGUAUGCGAAUCAUCCACAUGUUCCCCUUCCAAUCCGCAUCAAAGGCCAUGGCCGCAGUGGUGGCAUUGCCUCACGGCACGUUCCGAAUGUUCGCUAAGGGCGCUGCUGAGAGCAUGAUCGACCGUUGCACGCGUGUCCUUGAUGGGGAUGUGAGGUCGCUGCAAGAGCAUGACAGCACUAAGUUGCAGUCACACAUCCAAAACUUAGCAGAAAGAUCCCUCCGAGUGCUUGCUAUUGCUUAUCGAGACUUCCCGUCAUGGCCUCCAAUCAGCACGACUUUCAGCUCCUCAGAUCAUCUGAAGCUUGACGAUGUCCUUCACGAUAUGACAUACGUCAGCAUUGCCGGUCUACGAGACCCUUUGCGACCCGAUGUAAUACAGUCUGUCCAACAGUGCCAGUCAGCCGGCGUGCAGGUCAGAAUGGUAACAGGAGACAACUUCAACACAGCGAAGGCAAUCGCCCGCGACUGUGGAAUAUACGCGUCUGGAGGUGUCGCAAUGGAUGGACCAACGUUUCGAAAGCUCACACCGUCCCAACUUGACUCCAUUGUGCCUAGACUUCAAGUACUGGCGAGAUCGUCUCCAGAAGACAAGCGAGUCCUGGUCAAUCGCUUGCGGGCCCAGCGAGAGAUCGUUGCAGUGACAGGAGAUGGCACGAAUGACGCGCUCGCUCUCAAGGCUGCGGAUGUCGGCUUCGCGAUGGGCAUAGCUGGCACUGAAGUCGCCAAGGAAGCAAGCAGCAUUAUUUUAAUGGAUGACAACUUCACUUCGAUCGUGAAAGCAAUCUCCUGGGGCCGGACCGUCAACGAUGCUGUGAAGAAGUUCUUGCAGUUCCAGCUUACGAUCAAUUUUUCGGCCGGGCUGUUGACUGCCAUCACUGCUCUAGUAGGCGAGGUCGAUGAGGCCGUCUUCACUGUUGUCCAGCUACUGUGGGUGAACAUUAUCAUGGAUACCUUCGCCGCCCUUUCCCUUGCCACAGACUAUCCGACUCGCGGCGUUCUUCAACGCAAACCUGAGCCACGCAACCAGCCCAUCAUCACAGUCUCUAUGUGGAAGAUGAUCGUCGUCCAGACCGUCUACCAGAUGAUCGUAAUCUUCGUCAUACAUUAUGCUGGCGACAAGUUAUGGGCGGCCAACACCGAACACCAGGCCUCUCAAAUCCAGACCACCGCCUUCAACACUUACAUCUUCAUGCAGCUGUUCAACCAAACCAACUGCCGGACGCCCGACUCGCGUCUCAACAUCUUCGAAGGCAUCAUGCGUAAUCCAUUCUUCUUCUUCGUCCAAGCCGUCACCGUGACCGGCCAAACCCUGAUCGUCAUAUUCGGCGGCAACGCCUUCCAGACAGCUCGACCCACCGGUUCUCAGUGGGCCACUUCCAUCGUACUCGGCGUCUUGACACUCCCGCUGGGCGUUGCCGUGCGCUGCAUCCCAAACAAGUACUUCCUGAAGCUCACCACACCGAUCAGGAAAUUGUUUCACAUGCGCAUGCGUCGCAAAGCCGCUAAAGAACGAAAGAAGGCUGCGCGCCCUCCGCAGCCGGGUCUUCUCAGUCGUGCAGUCUCGGUGAUCAAGCGCGAGACAAAGCCACCAGCUGGGCCAAUCAUCCCGACCAACAACGACGACAUUAUGCCGCCGCCCACGGCCGAGGAGCUCAAGUUGCACCGUACUGCUUCGAGGACGUCGCUGCAGCGACAGCAGGGUGAGGGAGAGGUCAGUCUCUCGGCUUUGAUUGCUUUUGCUCGCGAUCGUAAUGGACAAGAGCAGUCGAAGGAAUCGGAGAUGGCAAUGGGAUUGAGGAAAUACGUCUUCGAAGUGCAUCCUGAUACUGUGGUCGAUGAUCCGAUCGUGUUGGUGGAUAGCAAGGAGGAAGUGGAAGAGGGCCAGUAUGCGCCACCACCGAGUCAAAGGGCAGAUCAUCUGAUGUAUCUGGGAGUUGGUGACGGUAGUGGCGGUGCGGCGGAGGAGUGCAGGAAGGUGAGGAGAGGGAGUCGUGCUGUAUAA